This is a messenger RNA of Blumeria graminis f. sp. triticale, 1815 nucleotides long. Lineage: Eukaryota; Fungi; Ascomycota; Leotiomycetes; Helotiales; Erysiphaceae. The record is from the annotation of a GenBank genome assembly.
AUGGCUAUGUAUAGAGACAAGAAAUACGACCACCCGCCAUUAAUCUGGAGAAGAUCGAAAUGGAAAAGAGGAUUAAACUGCUGGGCUUUAAUACUCGUCCUUAUUACCUACACUUUCUGGAAGAUUUCGAAGAGAAACUUCGACCAAGAAAAUAUAAUUAACAGGAAGAAUUGGGAUCGCCUCUCCAAUUCAGAAAAACAUGAAGACAAUAAGACCUGGUUAGAGCGUAGAGAAAGAGUAAAAGAGGCUUUCACUAUGAGCUGGGACGCCUACCGCCAAUACGCAUGGGGAUUUGAUGAAUUUCAUCCCAUCUCAAAGAAAGGAAGUCAAAUGGCACCAAAAGGAAUGGGAUGGAUUAUCGUCGAUGCACUAGACACGAUGAUAUUGAUGAAUCUUACCAGCGAAUUAUCACAAGCAAGAGAAUGGUUGACAAACUCAUUGACCUAUGAUCAGGAUCAAGAUGUUAACACAUUUGAAAUCACAAUUCGAAUGUUAGGUGGCCUACUUUCUGCCCACUAUUUAUCAAAUGAGUUCCCAAACCUAGCUCCACUGGCAGAAGAUGAUGAAGGAGCUCAUGACGAGGAUCUAUAUCUCGAGAAAGCGAAAGAUCUAGCAGAUCGAAUAAUGGGAGCUUUUGAUACGCCAUCAGGAUUACCGUAUGCUAGUUUCAACUUGAAAACAUCAGAGGGAAUUCCAUCUCAUGAUGACCCUGACGUAUCUUCCACAGCCGAGGUAUCUUCUUUGCAGUUAGAGCUCAAGUAUUUGUCAAAAUUAACUGGUGAGAGUUUCUAUUGGGAGGCUGCCGAAAAAGCUAUCAAAAUAAUUGAUGACAAUAAAUCUCUGGAUGGUCUUGUUCCCAUCUACAUAAACAUUCACAGUGGGAAAUUCAAAGGUAAUAACAUCAGACUCGGCAGUCGCGGUGACUCAUACUAUGAAUAUUUGAUCAAACAAUAUUUACAGACAUCUAAAGAGGAACCAAUUUAUGAAGAAAUGUGGAAUGAGGCCCUAGAGGGCAUUCGAAAGCACCUAAUAACUUAUUCCGAGCCAUCUAGAUUUACAGUAUUAGGGGAACGACCUAACGGCCUGACGGGCGAAUUAUCUCCAAAAAUGGAUCAUCUAGUAUGUUUUGUCCCAGGUACUAUUGCGCUGGCUGCGACAGGCGGAAUCUCAGAAUCAGAGGCCAAAAAGCUACCGUAUUGGAGCAAGAAAAAAGACGAAGAAAUGCGACUUGCAAGAGAACUAAUGCUCACGUGCUGGGGUAUGUAUAAAGUUAUGGCAACUGGACUUGCGCCAGAGAUAGCUCAUUUUAAUAUUAAAAGCCCACCCCUCCCUGAGUCGGCUCAACAUAAGGCACCCGAGGACCUGGUCGAUACUGAGGAAGUUGAAUGGAAGAAAGACUUUUUGAUCAAAGUUAACGAUAAUCACAACUUACAGCGACCCGAAACGAUCGAAAGUUUAUUUUACAUGUGGAGGAUCACUGGGGACACGAUUUACAGAGAGUGGGGGUGGGAAAUUUUUAACUCGUUCAUGGAGUAUGCUUCUAUUAAUAAAGGACUGGGUGGGUUCACGAGCCUGUCGAAUGCUGAAAUUAUUCCCCCUACCCCUAGAGAUAAUAUGGAAAGUUUUUGGCUCGCCGAAACCCUUAAGUAUUUUUAUCUUCUGUUCUCUCCAAAUGAUUUGAUCCCUUUAGACCAGGUUGUUCUAAAUACAGAGGCACAUCCAUUACCCCGUUUCAAACCGGGACCUCUGUUUAAAACCGGCUGGAAAAGAAAGUCGAGGAUGCCCAAGAUUCGUUCAAAUAACUACAAGACAUAA